CUGCCUGACUUCCUCCCAGCACAUUCCUGUACUCCACCUGCGUCCACACUGCCCCGAAGACCCAGACCCAGUGCCCAGAGCCCACUGUGGCCCCACUGUAAGCCCCUCUGGCUGGGUCUUGCCACGGUGACAGCAGGUGGCCCUGGGCUGGGGUCUGGGGGCUCCCUACAGGGUUGGCAGCCCUGCAACCUCAGAGACCACCCGAGUGUCGCCUCUGUCCCCAGCCUUGCUGGUCCAUGGUCCCACUGGCCCCCCAGAUGCCUGGCUGAGACCCAGCAGUGGCCCAAGCUGUCCCUGCCACCUCCUGGCCCCCAAGGUUGCCUCUGCAGCAGGCAACAACUUGGGCACUAGGCAGCUAACAGACGCGGCCGCCGGCCUGAGCAGCAGCAGCAUGGGCAGCGCCAGCCCCAGCCUGAGCAGCCUGCCCCCCAGCCGCCUCCUGCUAUCGCCCAGCGCUGUGUUUCGGACAGGCCCAGAGAAGGUGGCGGCUGCCGUGGUCAGGCCCGAGAGACAGGACUGGAGCCCUAGCCCACCCACCACACCCGAACAGGGUCUGUCUGCCUUCUACCUCUCCUACUUGGACAUGCUGUACCCCGAGGACAGCCACUGGGCCGCCAAGGGCCCCGGAGUCAGCACACAGGACAAGCCGCCUGAGGAGCCCGAGCAGUGCCCGGUCAUUGACAGCCAAGCCCCAGGGGGCAGCCUGGACUUGGUUCCAGGCGGGCUGGCCCUGGAGGAGCACUCGCUGGAGCAGGUGCAGUCCAUGGUGGUGGGUGAGGUGCUCAAGGACAUUGAGACGGCCUGCAAGUUGCUCAACAUCACCGCAGACCCCAUGGACUGGAGUCCUGGCAACGUGCAGAAGUGGCUCCUGUGGACGGAGCACCAGUACCGGCUGCCCCCCGUGGGCAAGGCCUUCCAGGAGCUGGGGGGCAAGGAGCUGUGCGCCAUGUCAGAGGAGCAGUUUCGCCAGCGCUCACCUCUGGGCGGGGACGUGCUGCACGCCCACCUGGACAUCUGGAAAUCAGCGGCCUGGAUGAAAGAGAGGACUUCCCCUGGGACAAUUCACUUCUGCGCCUCCACCAGCGAGGAGAGCUGGACGGACAGCGAAGUGGACUCAUCCUGCUCUGGGCAGCCCAUCCACCUGUGGCAGUUCCUCAAGGAGCUGCUGCUCAAGCCCCACAGCUACGGCCGCUUCAUCCGGUGGCUCAACAAGGAAAAGGGCAUCUUCAAAAUUGAGGACUCCGCCCAGGUGGCCCGGCUGUGGGGCAUCCGAAAGAACCGCCCCGCCAUGAACUACGACAAGCUGAGCCGCUCCAUCCGCCAGUAUUACAAGAAGGGCAUCAUCCGGAAGCCGGACAUCUCCCAGCGCCUUGUCUACCAAUUCGUGCACCCCAUCUGAGGGCUUCGGGUCAGGCCCAGGGCUUGAACUCAUCCUUCCCCGACCUCCCUCCUGCCUGCCCCUGUCCGGGCCAGACCCUGAGCUAGGGGAGAGGCAGUGUGCUGGCAUUUGGAGUCCAAGGUCAGGGAGGGGAUGGCCCAGUGCCCCCAGGAGUGUAGUGAGCUCUCUGGGGCCCGAGGGACCCUGGGUGGGGAUGCUUCCUCCUCAGGCCUGACUGUUCACGCCCCGCCCACUGCGGGAUGAAGGGAGACAGGGCUGUGUUCAGUGUUCACAGCUCCCCAGGGAAGGCACUCCCUCCACACCAGCCUCUGAUCUCAGCAUUUCUAGAGCGGACCUAACAGAAUGGCAGUGACUUGUCCAGGGUCACUCACAGUCCAGCGCUCUCCUCCACCCACUCUGCACCGCACCUGGCAUGGUGCCAGGAGAUGUCUGCAUCCCUGAGCUGGGGAGCCAGGGGUGUCUCUGGGAACGGGUAAUAAAGAUACUAGAAAACUGA
Messenger RNA from Phyllostomus hastatus (greater spear-nosed bat), 1895 nucleotides. RefSeq names its product SAM pointed domain containing ETS transcription factor (gene SPDEF). NCBI's taxonomy places the organism in Eukaryota, Metazoa, Chordata, Mammalia, Chiroptera, Phyllostomidae. Gene Ontology annotation, molecular function: sequence-specific DNA binding; DNA-binding transcription factor activity, RNA polymerase II-specific. Gene Ontology annotation, cellular component: nucleus. The record is from RefSeq and is a predicted model, not a curated record. Gene Ontology annotation, biological process: regulation of transcription by RNA polymerase II; cell differentiation. The transcript has 6 exons. The coding region runs from base 392 to 1399 and encodes 335 amino acids.